AUGGCCUCGCACCGCAUCGGCGCGCGCGUCGCGGGCCUCUCGCCAGCGCAGCUGUGCGCCAUCAUCGAGGCGCAGUCGGGCGCGAGCGACGCCGCGCUGCGUGUGGCGGAGGAGCACGCCGCACGGCUCGUGGAGCAGCCCGAGUGGGUGCUCUCCGAGGUCCUCCUCUCUCCGGACCUCGCCCCGCACAUCCUCGCUCAUCUGCCGACCACGGAGCACGCCGCCAAGGGGACGCGUCGAUUUGGCGUCUGGUCGUCCUCGUCGUCCACGACCCGCUCGUCUCGCGGUACGGGCUCCCUCUUUGCCCAGCUCCGCCCCGGGUCGGCGGCGGCGGCGGCGGCGGCGGCGGCCGAGGCUGCUGCCGAGGCUGCUGCCGAGGCUGCUGCCGCAGCAGAGGCGGCGGCGCAGGCAGCCGCGUGGGAGAGGGCGCACGCCGGCGACGGCGAUGGCAUCGCCUCGGCCACCGCUUCUGUCCGGUCGUCCGCGUCCGACGCCGAAGCAUCGUGGGCAUCGGCGGACCAAGAUGCCGGCGGGCCGUCGUACUGCUCGGCGGUCGCGUGGGCGGCGGCUCGCCGCGCCUCGGCGGCGGCGGCCGCUUCCGCAAAGGCGUCGCAAGCGCUCGUUGCAGACCUCGAGCGGCCUCGCCCCGGCAGCGCCGGCCUCGCUGGGCGCUCCGGCGGCUCCCCGGCUCCCCUGAGCACGUCCCUGCUGCAGCGGCUGGCGCCUCCGUCGCCGCGCCGCCGCCUCAGCCGCGCCACCUCCGCGGUCCACGCCGCGCCGCCGCCCCUCUCGCGGCGGGCUGCGAGUGGCGGCGCGCUGCCGCCGAUUCGAGACCGCUGCAGCGAGCACACCUCCUCUUUGGGGGAGGCGCCCCGGGGGAGCGGCGUGCAGGGCUCGCCCCACUCGCUGCAGCAGCACGCCGCGGCCACCGACUCGCUGCUCGUCUCGGCGCGAGAUCUGGGGAGAUCUGGGGAGAUCUGGGGAGAUCUGGGGAGGUCUGGGAGGUCUGGGGAGAUCUGGGGAGGCGCGGCAGCAGCGGCGGCGCGCCUCCUCGUUCGAGGGCGUGGAGGAGCGAGAGGGGGCCACGAGAUGACCGAGAUUGAGCAGCUCGUCUCGAAGCCGCCGCCGCCGCCGCCGCCGCUGCCGCCGCCGCCGCCGCCGCCGCUGCAGCACGCGCGCAGCUCCGACUUUGGAAGCGAUUUUGCGGGCUACCGCCGUGUGGUGGUGGCCAUCCUCGACUUUUGCGUGGAGCAGUGCCGCAAGUGGCUCUCGCCUCCAAAGUCUCGCCCCACCGCCCGCCCCGCCGCUUUCGGCGCGCCUGCGCCCGCCGCGCCGCCGCCGUCCGACGUGGCGCCGGCAGACGAGCAGCCGGUGCCAGAGCCGGUGCUCGGGCUGCUGCGGAUCCCUCUGGGCGAGAGCGGCUGCCACGAGAGGGCGGUCGCCGCCGUCGCCGCCGGCUCGGACCUGCUCUCGGAGCUAGAGGCGCACGCGCACGCACUCGCCGGCGAGACCGGCGCCUCUCCCUCCGCGGUGCUCUGCCGGCUCUGGCAGCAGCUGCUGACCUCUGAGGCGGGGCACGCCGAGGACGAGCCGCACCAGGCCGACCGCGCUGGCCGCCCCGACGCGAGCCGGAGGAGCCGGGGGUGGGGGACCGGCCGUGGCGACGCUGCAGCGCCACCGCUUGCCGCGCUCAGGCGCGCGCAUUGCACGCACACACUCGCAGACGAGACGCACGCGGAGCUGCGCCAGGCGCUGGCGCACCCCGCCCCCCCGCCGCCGAGCCGGGACCGACUUGGAGGCGAUCGUCGGCGGCGCCGAGGUCGCGGCGAGGCUCCGCGUCGGCUCGCAGCAGCUGCGAGCGUCGCUACGGCUCUCGCUCGACGACGCCGCGGACCUAAAGCUGGCAGCGCAAGUGCUGCGCGAUUCGGCCCCGCUCUUGGCCCGUGUCGGGCGACAGGCCGCCGCGGGCGGCGCGUCGGCAGACGAGCGGCUGCGUCGGUUGGUGCCGCCGACCCCCGCGCCGCGUUGAGUGAGGCUCGCACUCUCGCUCUAGAGGAUGGGGUCAGACUGUUCGAGCGCGUCGCCUCGGAGAGGCGUCGAUGGGGGUGAGCAAGUGAAACACACAUAUCGUCAUGAAACAUCUAACAUGAACCGGCACCGUGCCGGUCAUGAAGAUGAACAACAGGCUCAAGCCACACCUCCGGCUUUAUAUGUCAAAUGUGUUCUUGAUUGUCUUAGAUUGUCUAUAACU
This is a messenger RNA of Emiliania huxleyi CCMP1516, 2251 nucleotides long. RefSeq lists its product as hypothetical. The transcript has 12 exons. Gene Ontology annotation, biological process: actin filament polymerization. Gene Ontology annotation, molecular function: actin binding; microtubule binding. The record is from RefSeq and is a predicted model, not a curated record. Gene Ontology annotation, cellular component: actin filament; cytoplasm. Lineage: Eukaryota; Haptophyta; Isochrysidales; Noelaerhabdaceae. The coding region runs from base 1 to 2109 and encodes 702 amino acids.